Molecule: messenger RNA, 840 nt
Organism: Protopolystoma xenopodis
Lineage: Eukaryota; Metazoa; Platyhelminthes; Monogenea; Polystomatidea; Polystomatidae
Source: the annotation of a GenBank genome assembly
AUGUAUGCUUACCAUCUUUUCUUCUUAAUUUUAACACAGGCUCUUCUGCGUUCGUCCCAAUCUGCCAACAGAAAAAUCCUUUCGGCAACACAAUCUGAACAGAAGUCGAACCACUCUAGGAACCCAAGUGCUUUUCGCCAGCUUUCCAUACAUAAUUCUGUUCAUAAACCAAUUGCUCCUGAAAGUCAAUCAGCUAGUCCUUUGACUAAUAAUUCAUUUCUUAAAUCGCUAUCGCUCCCUUCUAAAGUUGGUGAUACUAGUUCUACAACGGAAGUCCCAAUCAUUCGACGUCGUAAGCAGCAUAUCAAAUUGACAGAUGACUUAUCCUCGAACUCUGAACUCACAAGGUCUCAGAAGCAACGCUUCGUCCUUGGACCCCACAACUCCUUAAGGCAAAACCCCUCUAUGUCUCCAUCUACUCAAAGCGAACUAAAAACUCAUAGUUCACUCGCUCUCUUUCCUUCACCCUUGCUUUACCCCUCCCAAUCACCCAACCGACAAUUUUCUGGUGAUCUUGUUAAGGCUGAGGACCGACUUCGUCCUAGUGGCAUUGACAAAGAGCAGACUGUGGAGAAAGGGGUUUCCUUCAAAAACAAACGCCGCAUCAAUCCCGAACCCGUAGUUCCUGACCGACCUUUUCCAAAGCCCGCAGUUCCGACUGGUUCUGCUUCUACGGCUUCAUCGAGUUCAGAUGACCAGAUCGAGUUGGACGAGUUUCCGGAUACAAUCGAUUUUCAUACCAUUAUCGGAGUAAGCGCCAGUUUUAUUUUUGUUUUCAAUACUUUUUACUACUUAUUUUCAAUUCAUCUAAAUUGUAAUGUUCGUAUCAUUUUUAUUUGA